AUGCUGGCUGGCAAAGGUAUUCACGCGAUCGCCGUGAUGUGGGUGAUGGUUUUCAUCUCCUUCAUCCUUGUGCCUCUGCGAAUGUACACGCGAGUCUACGUGAUCAAGGCUGUCGGACUUGACGACCAUGUUUUCAAUCUUGCUUGGGUAUUCCUACUCCUAUAUACCAUCUUCAUGACCAUUUCUGGAGUCCACGGAUUCGGGCAGCCCAUCACAAGCCUGGAUCCAGACUCGGCUGUUAACGCCGUCUACAUGGAGAUGGUGGGGCAGACCUUUGCCAUUCUCGGAAUGGCCAUAGCGAAGCUCUCGCUGGGUAUCUUCUUACUCCGCAUUGUGGUGAAGCAGUGGCAUCGCAUCUCGAUUUGGAUAUCGAUGGUAAGCCUGUCGAUUGUCUCGGUCAUGACUGCAAUCAUUUUCUGGAUUCAACGUCUUCCGUCGGAGUCCAUUUACGAUCCUCGUGUUCCUGGUCGGACUAUUGUCUCUGUCACGCCGGUUGCUGUUUUGCUUGGAUCAUGGUGUGCUGCCGUUGAUUUUUACUUUGCGGCGUUGCCCUGGGUCUUCAUCUGGAAGCUCAAUAUGAAGUUCAAGGAGAAGAUGUCGAUCGCAAUCAGCUUGAGUCUCGGCUUCAUAGCAUGUGCCUGUGGAAUCGUGCGAACUAUCGAUCUUGGAGGGCUCUCAAGCAGUAACUACACUGAGGACACAGUAGACCUAAUCAUCUGGUCUGGCGUCGAGCUCGCCAUAACCCUUAUCUGCGUCGGCAUCCCCACCGUCCGCCCCCUCUACCGCACCAUUUUUCACGGAUCCAAGCCCGGCAACUCCUCGAAUAGCAGAUACAUCAAACAAGAAGAAUUCAACCACUCGUCGAGAUUCCGAAUGCGCAACUUGGCCAAAGACAAUACGUUGUUUAGCGUAACGCAGGAAGGUCACACCGAGUCGUAUAUUUCUCGAAAUAAUCGGAGCGACGAGGAGAUUCUUGUUGGUCAGAAUGUGAACAAUAACGAUGGAAUCGUGAUUCGGGAGGAGGUGUGCAUCGAAAGGAAUUGA
Molecule: messenger RNA, 1044 nt
Organism: Penicillium argentinense
Lineage: Eukaryota; Fungi; Ascomycota; Eurotiomycetes; Eurotiales; Aspergillaceae
Exons: 5
Coding region: 1-1044 (347 amino acids)
Source: RefSeq, a predicted model, not a curated record